AAAAAAUUUUAUAUAAAUCACCCACCCCUGCCCACAUUUUCUUCAGUAAACUAGUACACAUCUUUCGUACAGCUUAUAUUUCCACAAUUCCUAUUCUCCAUGAAAAUGGGUUUUGCUGGGGUUUUGUUGUUGGGUUUUCUAGCAAUGGUCUCAUCUGGUCAUGGAUAUGAUGGUGGUUGGAUCAAUGCUCGUGCCACCUUCUAUGGUGGAAGUGAUGCUUCAGGAACAAUGGGUGGAGCUUGUGGUUAUGGAAACUUGUAUAGCCAAGGCUAUGGAACAAAUACUGCAGCUUUGAGCACGGCUCUGUUCAACGAUGGGCUGAACUGUGGGUCUUGCUAUGAGAUUAAGUGCAUGAAUGGUGAUGGCAAAUGGUGCUUGCGUGGCUCCAUUGUGGUCACAGCCACUAAUUUCUGCCCUCCAAAUGAUGCAGGAGGGUGGUGCAACCCUCCACAACAUCAUUUCGACCUUUCUCAGCCCGUUUUCCAACACAUUGCUCGAUACAAAGCUGGGAUAGUUCCUAUUGCUUAUAGAAGGGUACCAUGCAAGAGAAAUGGUGGCAUCAGAUUCACAAUCAAUGGCAAUUCUUACUUCAACCUAGUCCUCAUCACCAACGUUGGUGGUGCCGGUGAUGUUCAUGCCGUGGCCAUAAAGGGAACCAGGACUGGUUGGCAGACCAUGUCUAGGAACUGGGGCCAGAACUGGCAAAGCAACAGCUAUCUCGACGGCCAAAGCCUCUCGUUUAAGGUCACAACAAGCGACGGACGUACUGUGGUAUCCUACAACGUUGCUCCUCCUAACUGGUCCUUCGGGCAGACCUUCACUGGCAACCACUUUCAGUAGCCACCUAAUGACCCUCUUUUUUGUUAAAUUAAAUGUUGAAGUAUAUAGCCAUAGUAUAAACUAGGUCUAGCUAGUUAGAUAAAUAGUAGUAUAUGUUCAUAGGGACCAAUUAUGGGCCUCUUGGGUAAAAAUCAACAAAAGAGUUUAUUUUAAAUAGCCCUUUAUCAUUUUGGGUUUAGUUUAAUUAUGGGGUUGGUGUC
Messenger RNA from Gossypium raimondii (Peruvian cotton), 1040 nucleotides. Its product is annotated as expansin-A15. The coding region runs from base 100 to 840 and encodes 246 amino acids. The transcript is spliced from 3 exons. The record is from RefSeq and is a predicted model, not a curated record. Lineage: Eukaryota; Viridiplantae; Streptophyta; Magnoliopsida; Malvales; Malvaceae. Gene Ontology annotation, cellular component: extracellular region. Gene Ontology annotation, biological process: plant-type cell wall organization.